UUUAGUAAUAGUUAAUGUUAACGAAAACGGAUGUUUUAUAUAAAUUACGAGUAAUAGAAAAUUGGUUUCUUCAUGAAGUGUAAGAUAUAACUUACCAGGAUAAAAGUUUUUGUACCAAGAUGGCACCUACUUCUCAGAAAAUGUCACUCGUAGCCCAGUUUGAUGACUUGUGUCGUUACUCUGGAGUUUUGAUGUGUGGAAAUGAAAGUGAGUUUCUUGCUUUUGUGAGAAAUCAAAAUGAGAAAAGAACCCAAAAUUUGGCAUCAGUAAAAGAAAUACAGAGGCUGAAAAGAGAUUUAACGAAAGCUAAAGAAGAGAACAACACCUUAGAAACCAAACUAAAACAUGCUAAAAGCCUAAUAGACACAGAAAUGAAAAAGCGAAUGAAAGCAGAAGCUGAUCGUUCUUCCCUGGAGAGACAGAUUGCUUUAAUUAGGGAUGUGCUGUUAACAGACCAAAAUGUAAUGAAUGAUCAAACGAGAGAGAAAUUGGCAUUCCUGAACAACACAUCACAAGCCAAUGCUAGGCAGCCACAACAUGAUUCACCCAGAAGACUUGAAACAAUUGACGAAUCUCUUGGAUCCUUGCUGUCACCAUCUGAUAUCAGUUUUGAUAAAACAGAUGAUGAUGUAGACGGACAAGUUCCCCUUUCGAAACCUCGUGGACGAAGGUCCAAGGGCAAGAGAAAAAGUGGUCCUGAAAAAGAGAUUACGCCACCGAAGAAGCAAAAAUCUGGGGAAAUUGGAGAAGUUUUUGAGGACCAGACAUCUCUUGUGGCCACAACAACUGUGACAUUUCCUGCUAAUGUCGAAUUCCAUGCAUCUUCCACGGUUGAGACAUAUCCUAAACGUCGCAGUUUCAGUGAUCCUUCGUCUCAAGAUAGUGGGCCAAAGCUUUAUCCAGACCUUAGAUCUAUACACAAAUCAGAGCCUGAUGAAGACCAUUAUAUAAAAGACAAAACAGAAACUGUUAACCAUCCGAAACCUUCAGCCCCACCUACAGAACCUUUUACACCAACUUGUAUCACCAAUACAACACCAGUUAAAAGCACUCCCAUUCGACACUUUAGUUCAGCAGGGAAGUUGAAUAACCGGGCCCACGUUUUUUGUACAAAGACCGUAAUACGUCCAGAAACUUGCCUCCCUUGUGGUAAACGCAUUAGGUUUUAUAAGCAAGCAAUGAAAUGUCAAGACUGCCGAGCUACUUGUCAUCCGGAGUGCAAGGACCAAGUCCCUUUGCCUUGUGUUCCAACUACCCAUACACCUACCAACAAAGGACCAAUGGGUACUAUAGCAGAUUAUACACCUUCUUUUCCACCAAUGGUUCCAGCUGUUAUUGUUCAUUGUAUCAAAGAGAUUGAAACCAGAGGUUUAACUGAAGUAGGACUGUAUCGCAUCUCUGGAUACGACAAGGAAGUGAAAGAUGUUAAGGAAAAAUUUCUUCGGGGGAAGGGAGUUCCAAAUAUAAGUAAUACAGACAUUCAUGUUGUAUGUGGAGUACUCAAAGACUUUCUUAGGUCAUUAAGAGAGCCAUUGAUAACAAGAACACUGUGGAAAGACUUUACCACAGCUGGAGAAAUGACUGAUCUACAAGACAGUUUUAGUGCUCUGUAUCAAGCAGUCAGUCAGCUUCCCCAACCUAACCGAGACACAUUAGCAUAUUUGAUUAUUCAUCUUCAAAGAAUUUCAGAGACUCCAGAAGUGAAAAUGCCAUUGUCAAACUUAGCAAAAGUAUUUGGACCAACGCUGAUUGGUUUCUCAUCGCCUGAACCAUCACCAGGUGAAAUGUUUGCCGAGACAAAACAACAGCAUCUUGUUAUGGAGAAACUUCUAAACAUACCUAGUGAUUACUGGGAAACGUUUGUUAAUGUUGAAAACGAUGACCUCUACCCUAAUGUACCAAAAACUCCAGAGACUAAGCCAGCUCCUGAGGGAAGUAUCUUGGGUCCUCUGUCAAGUGGAAAACGUCAAGGUUCCUGGUCUAAGAGAAGCGGUGGCGUUUUACUAGGGAAAACACCUUUAACCCCCAGGAACCCAUCUAGUCUGCGAGGAGGAAAUCCUAAAACUCGACAGCCAUUUUUUGCUUCUCCGAUGUUAAAAUAACAGAUAGAUAGUUCAUAUUGUAAGUGGGAAAUGUUGUUCUGCCCUGAAUUGUUGAAUAAUGGUUUUGUUUUAUUUGAGCAUAUAAAACAGACUAAGUGCGAUUAGUUAAAGUACAAGCAACGUUAAACCAAGCAGAUGCAAACUGCUAACUCUAUUCCGAGAACACCGAGUAAAAUGCCGUAAGAUAAAGUUGCGUAUGAUUACGUCUGUACUAGUGCUUUUAUCUUGGUUUUUGUUUUUGCCACACGAGGAAUCGCUUCUGUACAUAGCUCACGAAAAAUAGUCGCAAGAUGUCGUUAUUUUGGAAGUGAAUGUUUGUGUGAUGGUGAAUGGAGAUUGAAAAGUCCGUAUCUAGCUACUUGCCAAAAAUACUGCUUCAUAAGCAGAUUUAAAAAUUAAUUACAAUAGUUAUUAGGAAGAAAUAAAAAAAAAAAAAAUUUUGUUAAAUUUUUAUAAAAAGUGCAAAAUUAAUUGCAGUGUUUUAUUUGUAGCAAGGGUACCUUCAAGGCUGAUUGGUAAAGUUGUAAAAUAUUUAAAUAGUGAGAGAGAAAACUGGAUACAAGUCAACUGUUUGAAAGUUUAAAAACAAUUCCCAAAUCAAAGUAGUACUUGACUAAAACAAAGAAAUGAGUUACUAUAGUGAUUGAAAAAAAAAAAGUUAGAUAUUUUUGUGAUUUUAGCAUUUAUUUUUAACAUAUUGCCUUAUGAAUGUUUAUAGAAGUGUAACUUUUUCAAAAUAUGACUUCAGACCUUUGGUUGAAAUUCAUGUUUGGUAUGCUUAUGUUAUCACAGGAUUUUAUAUCAUAAUAAUAGCUUUUAGUUUACAGAAAUUCUGUAUGAUGCUGUUCACAACCACUCACGGUUUUAAUGUAGCUCUCUUUCAUUGUCGUAACGUGUGUUUGUCCAGUUUAUAUCCGUUAUAUGUCCGGCUGAAGCAUUAUUUAAAUAUCCUGCCACUAUUAGAAGUAUUUGAUUUAACUGUAUGGAACAGUCAUAUUCCAUUGUUCUUGAUGCACUAUUCAGACAACUUUUUAAUACUUUGAUGCCACUCAUUGUUUAAAUAGGUUCAGUUUUUGAGAUGAGAAAUUCAACAGUACCUUCCAAAUUGUAAUCUUUAGAUCACUUAAAUAAGUCUGUUCAGUUUUAUGAUAUUACCGUUUACUAUGAAUCAAAUAAGAUGAACCUUCUCUUUCCAGAUGAAGUUGAAUGUUUGUGUCUUAAUAAGCACGUAUAUCAGUUUUUACUCAGAUGAUUCAAUAAACAACUAGUGUGUUCAAAACUCAGAACAUAGUUUGGUGAUAUAUAAAACCCCCACAUUGUUACUAAGCUGUUCUUGGUAUUAUAAAACCAUUUUGUUAAACUUCCAGAUCGAAGCACUGUAACUUCGUGAUAAAAUGUGGUAGGAAAUAGACAACAAACUUUCAGUUAUCUACUGUUUAAAAUCAGAUAAAAAUUAUUGCUUUUUUUUUUCUGUGAAAACUGAUCAUUAGUAAAUAGCUACGAAGCUCAAAAACUAAAAAUAUAUCCUUAAAGAUCAUUAGUGUAUUCAACUCACAAUUGCUGGCUGUUUUUGUGUGUUUGAAAUGUAUGCUCAUUACUAAAGAUCAGUUGUGUAUAGUAUGUUUUAAGGACAGUUUUGUUCUUGUUAAAUCACUUAAUGUGUUUUUUUUUUACUGUGUUUCAUGUUCCAUAUAUAUGUAUAUACAUUAGUAUGCGUAUAUUUGUGUACUUCUAAAUCUUAAAAUUCACAAUUUUAAA
Molecule: messenger RNA, 3860 nt
Organism: Limulus polyphemus (Atlantic horseshoe crab)
Lineage: Eukaryota; Metazoa; Arthropoda; Merostomata; Xiphosura; Limulidae
Product: rac GTPase-activating protein 1-like
Exons: 16
Coding region: 120-2102 (660 amino acids)
Biological process (GO): signal transduction
Source: RefSeq, a predicted model, not a curated record